AUGUCCGCAAAGGAUAUUUCAGAUGAGAAAAACAUAACGACUCAAGUGGUGUCUGAGUCUUCGGAACUUGAUCAUGGUAUAGUCAAAGACUGGGAUGGAGAGGAAGACUCCGUUCGCCGGAAGAUUGACUUUACCCUCAUCCCAAUUAUCGCUCUCGCAUUUUUCGCUCUCCAGAUGGACCGCGGUAACAUCAGCGCUGUUAUGACAUCUACAAUCACCAAGGACCUCCACAUCACAACCAAUCAAAUCAAUGUUGGCACCCAGCUGCUCUCGGCUGGCAUUGUGCUCUCAGAAAUCCCUUCAAAUAUUAUUAUGCAGCGCAUUGGGCCACGCGUUUGGCUGAGCGGUCAAUUGUUUGCCUGGGGACUCGUCGCGACCUUCCAGGCAUUUGUCCAGUCAUAUCCAGCGUUUCUGGUCACUCGAAUCUUGUUGGGAUUCUGCGAGGGUGGCUUUAUUCCCGGUGCCCUGUACUACUUGUCUACUUGGUACAAGAGAGACGAAAGCAGUGUGCGGAUCAGUUUCAUAUUCUAUGGGCAGUUGUUCGCAUCUGCGACUUCUAGUUUGAUCUCAGCUGGUCUGCUCAAGCUAGAGGGUGUGCAUGGAUUUGAGGGGUGGAGGUGGAUUUUCCUUGUCGAGGGUUUGAUGACUAUUUUCAUUGCAAUUGUCUUCACGCUUCUCGUCCCCCCAUCUGCCGGGGAUGGUCGUCCCCUGAUCUCCAUGGGGCGUUGGAGCUAUUUCACCGAGCGAGAAUCGCACAUUAUUCGCAACCGGGUUCUUCUUGAUGAUCCACUCAAGGCGAAGGGCCAUAUCCAGAUUACCAAGUCGGAUAUCUGGAAAACUGUGAAGCAACCGAGAAUUCUUCAGCAUGCCUUGCUGACACUGGUGGGCAUGUCUGGUUAUCAGGGCUUGGCCCAGUAUACACCCACCAUGAUCAAGUCGUUGGGAUUCAGUUCCAUCAAGGCCAACGUCUUGACGUCAGUUCCCGUGUACUGCAGUCUCGUCUUCCUGACCAUAUUGGCGUAUACAGCUGACAAAACCGGCCACCGUGGACCCUCUGUUCUCUUGUCUAUAACCUGGAACGUUAUCUCUUACGCCUGUCUACGCACCAGCAAUUCCCAUGCGUCAAAAUGGCACCGGUAUGGAAUCAUUGCCGUAGCCAAUGUCUCGGCCGCCAAUAUUCACAUUCUCAACGUUGGUUGGCUCUCGGUUUAUUGCCGGACGCCCCAAGAGCGUAGUGUUGCCAUGGCGUUGAUUGUCAUGGCCGCCAACUGCUCUGGUAUCUCCGGUUCCCAAAUCUUUCGCACAUCAGAUGCACCCAAGUACCUGCAUGGCCUCACGGCUAUCUGUUCUUUGGCUGGUGCGUCAUGGGUUCUGGCGCUGAUGCUCUGUGCUCAGUACUAUAUAUACCGGAAACGAGCGGUGGCUGGAGAUACAUAUCAGGAGAGAAAGGUCUCUGUUUGA
This is a messenger RNA of Penicillium verhagenii, 1461 nucleotides long. RefSeq lists its product as uncharacterized. The record is from RefSeq and is a predicted model, not a curated record. Gene Ontology annotation, cellular component: membrane. Gene Ontology annotation, biological process: transmembrane transport. The coding region runs from base 1 to 1461 and encodes 486 amino acids. The transcript is spliced from 3 exons. NCBI's taxonomy places the organism in Eukaryota, Fungi, Ascomycota, Eurotiomycetes, Eurotiales, Aspergillaceae. Gene Ontology annotation, molecular function: transmembrane transporter activity.